Spinacia oleracea (spinach) is the source of this 1431-nucleotide messenger RNA. RefSeq lists its product as uncharacterized. The transcript has 7 exons. NCBI's taxonomy places the organism in Eukaryota, Viridiplantae, Streptophyta, Magnoliopsida, Caryophyllales, Amaranthaceae. The coding region runs from base 212 to 1276 and encodes 354 amino acids. The record is from RefSeq and is a predicted model, not a curated record.
UUCUUUCGUCUUCUUCCUCCUUGCGUGCUCUCCCGCUCAAUUGUUCUCCCUCCAAAUUCUCCGGCAAGAACUUCCCAAAUUGUCAGUCUCUCGUUAGAAGGUUAGCCACUUCGUGACCGGUUUCCAAUUCAUACCUUCCAAAAAGGGUGUUUGCCAGGGCGAUUAUAAUCGGUGAUAUUUGUUAACUAACGAACUGCUCAACUUUUCCAGGAUGGUUAUCAAGGGACAAAGUGGUAGCAGCAGCAAACCUAGGGAAAAACGCGUGGAAGUUGCUCGGAAUAGUAAGCUAAAGGGCAAAGACCCUGUCGUCGAUGAAGAAAUGGAAGAAGAUGAGGAAGGGCGAUCGCUGUCUGGGGAUGACAGUGAAGAAUCUGUUUUUGACGGGGAUGCAUAUGAAGAUGUUGAAGAUGAUGAAUAUGAGGAUGAGAUAUAUGAGGACGAAGAAUUCGAGGAUGAAUUAUGCCAGAGAACAGUGAAACGUGCGCCAAAGAAAAGGCAAUCUGCUAAAAGCAGGAGGGUUAUUUCAUACGAUGAAGUAGAGGAGGAAGAAGAUAUAGAAGACGAAGACGGUGAAUAUAUGGAUGGUGGGUAUGAAGAUGAAGGAGAGGAUGUUGUUGUUCGCGUUCAGAAAAGAGGGAAGAGUUGGAAGGAGGUCGGGCAGAAUGCUUUGAAGAAGAAGGCACAUCUACAGAUGAUGCGGAAGAGGCGUAGAGAGGAUUAUGAUGAUGUUGACGAGGGAAGGAGACCUGUGAAGAAGACGGUACUUCCUGCGAUGAAGCAGAUGGGUAGGAAGUUUGAUGAAACAGGGGUAGCAAAAGGAAAGCCCCCUGCAAAACAGAAGGCAAUCAGAGGGAAUAACAGGAGGAUGUUUGUGCGGGUACCGAUUCCCAAACAUCCUCUGUCUAGGGGUGAGUAUGCGAAGUUUCCCGGCGUGGUAGUUGCUACUCAGCGGGCUAAUUGUGGCCGGAAGAUUUUCUACCUAGACCAUUUAUGCAGGCAUCCUGUGAGAUGGGAUGAGUUUCCCAGGAUCAAAGUCUGGACACAGGAGGAAGUGGAUGAGGCCAAGAAUCGGGAUAGGAAAGCGAGUGAAGAUUAUGGAAGGAUUACGACUGUUGAUGUUGUGUACGGGGAUCCUCAUCCCCUUUACGGCAGGGAGGAUAGACGGUCUCCCGCAGUAGAGGUUGCUGAGAUGGUAGCACAGAUGACUUCUUCAGAAUGGAGACGAACCCUAGCUCAGGAGGUCACAGAGAUGGGGGGCCAUGCUUAUCGAGUGUGAUGGUAAUGAUGCAAAUCGGAUGAUGUGCUACUCGGUUGUGCGUCCUAGGGAGUACGUGCAUUCCCAGUACGUUCGGGCCGUUGCAAACAUAUACAACAGGGAAUGGGCUCUGGAAUACCCAACGAAUUCUCGCAGAAUCAUGCUGGACUCCUCAU